Messenger RNA from Penicillium canariense, 1812 nucleotides. RefSeq names its product carnitine O-acetyltransferase CAT2. The coding region runs from base 1 to 1812 and encodes 603 amino acids. Gene Ontology annotation, molecular function: carnitine O-acetyltransferase activity. Gene Ontology annotation, cellular component: mitochondrion; peroxisome. Gene Ontology annotation, biological process: carnitine metabolic process. The transcript has 4 exons. The record is from RefSeq and is a predicted model, not a curated record. NCBI's taxonomy places the organism in Eukaryota, Fungi, Ascomycota, Eurotiomycetes, Eurotiales, Aspergillaceae.
AUGGCUCGCAAGGCGUCGUCCGUCCCUGAGGGAUACAAGGAGGAUCUGUCCAAGGGCAAGAUGCUCCGGUUCGAAGACUCCCUGCCCCGCCUCCCCGUCCCAUCCCUAGAGGAGACCGGCAAGCGGUACCUCAAGUCCGUUCACCCGCUGGUAUCCGAGGCCGAGUACGAGCGCACCAAGAAGGCCGUCGAGGCAUUUAUCCGUCCCGGUGGUGAGGGUGAGCCCCUCCAGAAGCGUCUGCUGGAGCGCGCUGCCGACCCCAAGAUCAAGAACUGGCUCGCCGAGUGGUGGAACCAGGCCGCCUACCUGGGUUACCGUGACCCCGUCAUUCCCUAUGUCUCCUACUUCUAUUCCUACCGCGACGACCGUGCGCGCCGCAACCCCGCCAAGCGUGCAGCUGCCAUUACCUCCGCUGCACUGGAGUUCAAGCGCCAGGUCGAUGACGGCUCUCUCGAGCCGGAGUACAUGCGCGGCCAGCCCAUGGCCAUGAGCUCGUACGAGUACAUGUUCAACUGCUGCCGGCGAGGACUUCCCCGCAAGUACUCGGCCGCCGAGAACCAGCACAUCGUUGUGGUCCGCAAGAACCAAUUCUUCAAGGUUCCUCUGGUCGUCGACGGCCAGGCCCUGAACGUGUCUGAGCUGGAGCUGCAGUUCCAGCGCAUCUACGAGACUGCCCAGCCCGCCCCGCCGGUCGGUGUGCUGACUGCGGCCCACCGUGACCACUGGACUGCUGCCCGCAAGACGCUCAUUGCUGCCGACCCGGCUAACGAGCAGGCGCUGCAGGACAUUGAGUCGGCCGGCUUCGUCAUCUGUCUGGAUGACGCCAAGCCUGUCACUCUGGAGGAGCGCGCUCACCAGUACUGGCACGGUGACGGCAGCAACCGCUGGUUUGACAAGCCCCUGCAGUUCAUUGUCAACGACAACGGCACUGCUGGCUUCAUGGGUGAGCACUCCAUGAUGGAUGGCACCCCCACCCACCGCCUGAACGACUUCAUCAACGCCCUGAUCUUCGGCAAGAAGAUCGACCUGUCCGCCAGGUCCGUCCGCUCGCAGCUGGCCGACCCCAAGGCCAUCAGGUUCAGCCUGAAUGAUGAGGCCAACGAGGCCGUUGACGUCGCGGCCCAGUACCACCGCAAGCAGAUUGGCUCGCACGAGCUGGUCGUCCAGGCUUACCAGGGCUAUGGCAAGGGCCUGAUCAAGAAGUUCAAGUGCAGCCCCGACGCCUACGUCCAGAUGGUCAUCCAGCUCGCCUACUACAAGAUGUACGGCAAGAACCGCCCCACCUACGAGUCUGCCUCGACCCGUAAGUUCCAGGAAGGUCGUACCGAAACCACCCGUACCGUCUCAGACGAGAGCACUGCCUUCACCCGCGCUUUCUGCGACCCCGAUGUCCCCCGCGAGGAGGUAGUCAAGCUAUUCCGUGCUGCCCUUGCUCAGCACACCAAGUACACCCUCGAGGCUAGCGACGGCCACGGUGUUGACCGCCACCUGUUCGGCCUGAAGAAGCUCCUCCAGCCUGGCGAGAAGCUUCCCGCCCUUUACGAGGACCCCGCGUACACUUACUCUGGCUCCUGGUACAUCUCCUCCUCCCAGCUCAGCUCGGAGUUCUUCAACGGCUACGGCUGGAGCCAGGUCAUUGAUGAUGGCUUCGGCAUUGCCUAUAUGAUCAACGAGAACAGCCUCAACUUCAACAUCGUCUGCAAGCGCCUCGGUGCCCACCGCAUGAGCUACUACCUCAACGAGGCUGCCUCGGAGCUGCGCGACGUCCUCCUGCCCGAUCUGGCCGCUCAGCCCGAGAAGCCCAAGCUGUAA